Molecule: messenger RNA, 1989 nt
Organism: Cercospora beticola
Lineage: Eukaryota; Fungi; Ascomycota; Dothideomycetes; Mycosphaerellales; Mycosphaerellaceae
Product: zinc finger MYND domain-containing protein
Source: RefSeq, a predicted model, not a curated record
UCUCAGACAACCUGGACGUCCGAUGGGCAGUACAAGCUGUAGUAGGGUUCAGGAGCAGCAUCUUCCGAAUCCGACUCAUUGUUGGUAGACUUGGCCUCCGCGUCACUUUGAAGCUUGUCAAGGCCACAUUCGGCGCUCAGGUCGGCGACGAUGUCGUAAUCGUAAUCGGACUGGAAGAGUCCAUAGCCCCAGGCGCCCAUCUUGGAAGGCAGUGACGAUGAAAUGGAGAUUGGUGAAACGGAAGACUCGGACGUGAAGUUCGAGAGUGAAUCGAAGGUGAGUCACGGAAAGCAGCAAACGCGCAAGGUAGCCGCUCUUGCCUUCUUCGACCAGGCAGCACACGAAACUCGCGCGCGCACAUUGCAAAAAGGACGUGUCGUGCGGCGCUUUGCAUAUUUUGCGCAUACCUGCACACCGCUGCGCUGACGCACACACAACCUUCAGGACAAAGCUGUGUUCGCAAACGCUUUGCCAGUUUGUCCACCUCCUUUCUGGGUUUUCUCAAACCCACUCCACGGCCAGGAAGCUCACUCGAGUGCAUCUCUACGAACAUCGGAGCAAUUGGUCGGGCGACCUUCGUCACUCUCAUCUGCGCCCUUCAUUCCCUCAAUUGCCACACACAGACGAAGCCAUCAUGGGCGGCUGGGGGUUGCAGCUCUUCUGCUGCGACAUGGACCUGGACAUGAUUCGCAAGCUCACAUACGACUGCGGUGUGAAUGCCCUCGAAGCAGAGCACGGCAAAACUCCCAGUAAUGCUUGCGCCCAUCAUUGGCACGCCAUGCGCGACGCAGACCAUAACAUCAUGGCGCAUGAGGGAUCACCGGAAUCAAGGUCUAUCCAUGUUCGCCCCUAUUCAACGGACGGCGAGAAGAACAUCAACUUCUCUCUUCUUGCUUCUUUGUGCACGCACCCGGACAUUGUCCGCCAGUAUCUCGACAACUCCGGCAUCUUCACCGCGAAAAUGACAUCGUUCCGCCUAGAGGCAAUGCAAUCUCGUCCGGGCGUGCCAGGUGGCACGCAGGAUCCAUGGGGUCCGGCGUACAAGUUGUGCCUGUUCGGAGCCUGCGGCAUGACCCUCGGCGUUAAGAUAUCGGACGGCGAACGCGACUCUAUGCGGCAGUAUUACAAGGACUGUGGCCUCGUGCGUGACGCAGUGACCCAACUUGGUGCUGCGCUGGACAGAGACUCCGGCUACGUGAAUGGUGUUCCAUGGGACUUUGGUUCUGUUGCUCGCAAUACUAUCAUUGCGAACGGAGGACCAUCACAGGAAGACCUGAUCUUCCCUGGCACUGGUCUGCUGGAUACCUGGGCACCAGAUCAUGGCCGCUACGACGACAAGAUGUGGGACAUGCGAGAUGCCGUUGUGAAAGCUGUCGCUCAAGGAGCUCGUCCGACUGUCGAUGAGUGGACCACGACCUUUGCCAGCAUGUUCUUCUGUCCCCUACUCGAGCCGCGAACCAAGAUCUCCUCCACGAAAGCCGAUGCUCGAACCAACAUGUGGCGCUACCAGGCAGUACGAUUCGCAGCAUUCUUCGCGCCCGAAAACCCACACAACAAGGCCUGUGGCACGUGCGGUGCAAGGACCAAGGCAGAUGGUACGCCGCUGUCAUCUUGUGGCGAGUGCAAGAAGCGCAAAUACUGCUCCACUGCUUGUCAGGAGCAGGAGUGGGUGCUUCACAAGUGGCUUUGCUUGCUGAUUGGGAAGAUCGACGCAUGGCCUUCGGAGUACGAGAGAUACGAAAUGACGCUUCCCUCUCUUGCAUAAAGGACCGAUCAGUAGGAUGUUGGCAUCUUGAUCACUUGCACGUGAUAGCGGAGGCUGAUACUCGAAAUUGGUCUCCAUACAGACACAGCUUGGCUAUUGACCUCUUGCAUACGACGACGGAGGCUCGAUCCAAAGGUGGUCCGCACAGGACCAUAGCUUAGAUGAGUCAGUUUUACGAGCAGAAAUUAAAACCUUUCAAAGGCCAAACGAUGCCGGGCACUGUA